AUGCCGUCAUUCUCAAUAAUAUGCUGCAUUAUUGCACACGUUCGAGCAAAGGAUGUUACUUCGAAAACAUCCAUAAGCAAACAAGAUGAUUCGAAAGCAAUAAUUCCCAUUGGAGAGUUUAUAACGUCUCAUAAAAUACCAGAUGACUUAGUCAGGCCCAUAAUCGAGGAGGAAAGUAUUAUCGAUGAGAAGAAAACGAUUUCGAAAGAUACGAAAAAUGUGAAGAAAGCUAAUUUGAAAUUAGAAUAUUCGAAUAAAAGAGGUUUGGAUUUAGAUACGAUUAAAUUGUUGGAACCUAAAAACGAUGAUCAAUUGGAUAAAUUCGAGACGAAGAGGCAAGCACGCGUCGAACUGGAAAAUUUUAGCGAUACUGGAGUUUUGGAAGAAGAUGGCGUCAAGAAAGUUGAUUCACAUCGUACGAUGGUCAAUCUUCAAAAAGAUUCGGUUAUUCCAGGUGUUUACGUCAGUAAUGAAUACCCAACAACUAUGAUGCCAAUAUUGACGACUUCACGAGAAGCUCGUUCAUUCGAUUUCGUCCCAGUGAAUAUUAUUCGUCAGGAUGGAAAAGAUACUUAUGCUUCAUUUGCCGACCGACAUUUCGAUGAUUUGAGUGACGUCAGUCUGGUACCAGCUGGUACAAAUUCCCGUAUUCAAGUGAAGAAAGGACCUAACGGAAAGGAUUACGAAUACGAGUAUGUGUAUUAUUAUUACGACGAGGAAGAUGAAAAUAAAGCUGGUACAUCCGGUACAGAAGUGACGAACAAUUACGACGUGAAUUCUAGAACUACGUCAUCCCCAAGGAGAGGUGGUCAAAGUGGCAACAGGAACAAAUACAACGCAGUUGAUAGAGGCAGCAGCACCGUUGAACCGGCUAGCAACGAAGUCAUCCCAAAUAGAAAUGGAAACCGGGGAAGGCAGCUCGUUGAUACGGAUGAUGUCUCCGAAGAAAGACUUCCAGCCAAUACCAGAUUUCCACCCAGAUCGCGAUCGAAUCACAACACAGGCACAACGGAAGCUACGAGAUCACGUGGAAAUCGUCCAAGACCUGGUUUAGAUCUCGUCGAUUCCAGUAGUUUUCGGACACAUCAGGAAGGGCCAGAAUUUCCUCAGGUUUUACCGAAAGGACCGGUAAGAUUUCUCGGUGUAACACCUAAUGAAGAUACAGAAGAGAAAUCGGUGACUACGAGAGGACGUGGAAGACAUAGGAUUCAAGAAGCUGCGGUUACUGAAGAUAUAUCAGAAAGUCCACCAGCUGUUACACCUCUGUCUAGAAGACGUCCAGUUACUACAAUUCCUGAGGCUGAAUUAGAAUUGAACAAAGAUCAAUCAUCGAAAUUGUCCAGCGAAGAAGAAGAAGCAGACGAAGAAAGUGUCCCGUCCCUUGAAAUUUCCAAAGAAAAAAUGUCGGCAGAAGAGAAGGAAGCAUCAGAAGAAACAGAAUCGUCGUCUUCCCCGGCAGACAUCAGUACAAGCACGGUUACUACGGAAAAUGCUAUGACUACCGAAUAUCCCUCGGCGAUGGACAAAGUAGCUUUAGAUCUUUAUGCAUUUUUACAAGGGCAAACCAAUUUAAUAGACAUGCCUGGAAAUGAAACUAACGAAUCAACUGAUUCCACGACUUCGACUAUUUCUGAAGAUGAUGAAUCAACAGAUUCGAUACCCACAACGACUGAUUUAUCUGGAUCAACAGCAAUUACGACUGAUCCUACAAUUGGUACGACAUCGGUCGGUACAACAACGACUACAACAACAACGACGACGACGACGACAACUACUACAACACCAAGUACAACGACUACUACUGAACCUACUACGACAACUACAACGACAGAAGCUCCUACCACAACUGUACCAACCCCAAUUGGCCGAGGCAAAUUCCGUCGACCUGGAGUAUCAGGUGGUGGAGUUGGAACUAGAAAUAGAUUUAAGUCAAAUAAUGGUAAUCCAACGAGUACGACAGAAGCAUCAUCGCCAGUAGAGCCGACGCAAAGAACACGAGGUCGUUUCGGAGGAUCCUCGAAUGGGGGAGGAUUUAAGAGACCAAGACCUGGUCAAAAGACAUCUCAACAACAACCAGUUGAGGAGGAUGCUGUUCAGAAGGAAUCGGUAGGUUCUGUUGCAGCUGAAAAACCUAGUGGUACAUCUCGAGGAAGAUUCCGAGGUACAAUUGGUUCUCGAAGUGUCUCAACGACGUCMCCUCCUGCCACUGGCACUAGUAGCAGCAGCAGCAACGGCAAUGGUAAUGGUGCUUCUUCAGUUGGACCAUCAGGAAUUUCGCGUCCUUCUUUCAACAAACUCAACAUCAAUCGCAAACGUGGAAGACCAACGGCAGCUCCAUCGACUACGAACAGUCAAGAAGACAGUCAAGAGGAAAUUGGACAAAGUCCAACAGCUGAAAGUGCAACCGUCAGUACGUUGUCCCCAUCGCCUAUAUUAAAAUCUGGUGUACGUUCGAGAUUACCAGGAGCACCUGGAAGUAUUGGAGGUCCUGGUAGAUUAUCACCUGUAGCCAGACCACCAGCUGGAAGACUAAAUUUAAGACAAAAACCUGGCCUAGCUAUUACUCCGGGUACAUCUACAACUAGUGCACCAGAGGAAGUACCUGAAGGAUCAGUAGAAGAACCAGCUGGAGAAGGAACCGAGGAAGAAACUCAUGAGGCGCCUGCCGAGACGAGUCCCCCAGCAUCGAAACCAACAACGGUGAAUCCAUUGAACAAGCUCAGAAACAGAAAUCGACUUCAGAUUCAUCCAAAGGCAACUACGAAAACACCCUCAUCACCGAUUGCUGCGUCGAGACGUUCGCCAUUGUUACCACGUAGAAAACCAACAAUAACAGAAGCACCAGCAGCUAUUGCACAAACCAGUCAAGAAGAAACUUCCGAAGAAGAGACUGGUGUAUCGUCAUCUGAUAAUGAACAAGCGACCGAAUUGGCAACCUCAGCUGAAUCCAGCACAGCUGCCAGCACAAAGCACGAAGAAACAAGAGGGUUCGGUGGUUUGCUAGCACCGAGACGAAGGAUAGCACCAAGACGUCCUGGUCAAAUAGUCCCUCGAGAGUAAAUAAUCCAGACAAUGUCGAUGACGAUGAUUAUAACAGUGACGAUACUAUUAACGAAACGACGACGACGA
This is a messenger RNA of Polistes canadensis, 3129 nucleotides long. RefSeq names its product mucin-19-like. Bases 1 to 3060 code for a protein of 1019 amino acids. The record is from RefSeq and is a predicted model, not a curated record. The transcript is spliced from 9 exons. NCBI's taxonomy places the organism in Eukaryota, Metazoa, Arthropoda, Insecta, Hymenoptera, Vespidae.